AUGAAGACAGCGUACUGUACGGCCUUCCUGUUGAUGUUCUCGCUAUGUGUGGAGAUGGGGAGAGCACAGACCACAGUGAAGCCGGGUGUUUGUCCUCCGGAACGAUAUGUAGAAAGUACCAUCGCUGACACCGAUAAAUGGUGUGACACAGACAGCGAGUGUCCUGAUGAUAAGAAGUGCUGCCCACACAGCAAAGGAACUGUCUGCAAGACCCCUGCUGCAGAGAGACCCGGAACUUGUCCACCCCAACUAAGACAUGAGAGACGUUGUAAUGACAACUGUACGUCUGACAGUGAGUGCGCUCCUGGACUGAAAUGCUGUCUUAUGGGAUGUGGACUUACAUGCGUGCCACCACCAGGAGUCCCUGAUGGCUUUUGUCCAGCUGCUAUGCCCGGUAUCCCCAUCUGUAUUGUUCCCUGUGAGAACUGUCCAGCGGGUCAGAAAUGCUGUCCACGAGAAUGCCGAGACAUGUGUGUCCCCACCGUGCCGGAAAAACCCAGAACCUGUCCUGCACCACCUUCCGUGUGCAUCCGUGAAAGUCAUGACAUAUGUGAUGGAGAUAAGACGUGUCCUGGUGAACAGAAGUGUUGUCAAUAUAAAUGUGGGCAGGCAUGUGUGCCACCAGUUUAAGGUGCGUUAUUUUCAUCCAGUAUGGACACAAAGAAAACAUCAUAGUCACAAUCGUCUGAGUAAUAGUGAGCAGUUUAUUUGGGAGCAAAUGUUCCGGAAUGAAAUAUAUAUGAUUAUGCUUUAUAGCCUUCAGCAAAUGAUAAUAAAUUGAACACAGAAGCAUG
This is a messenger RNA of Spea bombifrons (plains spadefoot toad), 794 nucleotides long. Its product is annotated as antileukoproteinase-like. The record is from RefSeq and is a predicted model, not a curated record. The coding region runs from base 1 to 630 and encodes 209 amino acids. The transcript has 6 exons. NCBI's taxonomy places the organism in Eukaryota, Metazoa, Chordata, Amphibia, Anura, Pelobatidae. Gene Ontology annotation, molecular function: peptidase inhibitor activity. Gene Ontology annotation, cellular component: extracellular region.